Molecule: messenger RNA, 1758 nt
Organism: Symbiodinium natans
Lineage: Eukaryota; Dinophyceae; Suessiales; Symbiodiniaceae
Source: the annotation of a GenBank genome assembly
AUGCCAUUGCCCAGGUAUGUGGUUCCAGUGGAGACCUUGCUGUGCAUGAGAGAGGUACAGUCGUAUGAGCAGCUUCACAGGGAUGGCGUGCUGGUUGAGUACGAUGAGAGUCAGGGCAAUGCUAUGUUUGUUUCACACCAAUGGACAGGUGGGGAGCAUCCAGACGGCAGCGGUGAGCAGUUUGCAGUUUUGAAGGAUGCCCUACAAACGCUGAUGAGCGGAAAGGUUGACAUUUCCGGCAACAUCAGCAUGGAGCUGUACCGAGGACAACAGAACACCGUGUCGGCAAAGGAGAUAUUUGCCAGCUCGCUGUUCAUUUGGUACGACUAUUUUUGCAUCCCGCAGCAUCACAGUGCCACCGCUGUGGCGAUGCGCCAGAUGGCUGUCAACAGCAUCCCAGGCUACGUGGAUAGAUGCCAGUUCUUCAUCAUCCUUUGUCCGCAUGUCCGCCACACCCAGACCAACCUCCUGCUGAACAAGAGGAGCUGGUCCAGUCGUGGUUGGUGCCGCUUGGAACAGCUCGCCCGCGAACUCAGCACAAGAGAAGGCAGCCUCAGCUCCAUCGAGAUGCACGGGUCUACGCACCUGGUAGAGGCUCCAACCUAUGGUUGGAUGCAGAAGCCUGUCGGCGAAGGCAACUUCGGCCGGGAGCAGGACCGCGGAAGGAUUGCCCUCGUCGUGCAGGACAUGGUGAAGAAGAAGCUACAUUCGUUCUUACAGCGCGAAGAUUUCAACAGCUAUCGGAUGAUGCUCAACUUGCAGAACGUCUACUACCGAAAUCUCCGUGUGGCUCCUAUGGACGACUUUAUCCCAGGCUUUGUGUCCAACUCGCCGGACCCAGGAGUGGUUACCGUCCAGAAUUUCAUGCACCAGAAUGGCUUUGAAUCCAUCAGUGACAGGGACUCAGACGGCUGGUCCCCGAUCUGCUUCGCGGCCUUAGAUGGGAGGCCCCUACUCAUUGCCGCGCUUCUGGACCGCAACGCGGAUGUAAAUGAUCGGGUCACGCAGCAAUCCUCCGUGCCCUUCGGUCAGUGUCCUCUUCUCCACAUUUGCGCGUUCCUGUCGCACAACGAUGCAGUCAACCUACUGAUUCAGAGGCGCGCUGAUGUGCACGCAAGAGACGGUUUUGGGGCAACUGCCCUGCCCUGGGCUGCAUUUUCUGACAACGUGGAGGGCCUCCAGUCUCUGAUCGCUGCCGGAACCGACCCAGGACAGGUGGACAUGCUUGGGUAUGCGCCCUUCACCUUGGCAAGCUCGGCAGGCUCACUCGCCUCAAUGAGUGCGCUUUUGCCUUACACCCCAAGGGAAGAGAUGGACAAGACGCUGAACGUGGCAAUGCUACAGGGAGGAGGUUCGGCCCAGGUAGUGUCGACAUUGAUCUCUCUCGCUGCCGAUGUGAACCAUCAGAGCUCCACGCCGCUGCUCAGUCCGCUCGGUAUCUGGCUCGGCUGCCUGAACAUUCGGCAUCACUUCAGUGAGUCCAAGUUGAGCGCCUAUGCUUGCCACUAUGAGGGCAUGACGCCCCUGAUGUGCAGCAUCCUCACGAACUCCUUUGAAGCCACGGCGGUUCUGCUGGGAGUCGGGGCGCGCACGGACCUGCAGAACGCACGCGGGAAGACGGCAGUGGACCUGGCCAUGGAGUCCGCGACUCCCUCCUACAUUGUGCAUGCCUUGAAGGAUGAGGGAGACGCACGCAGCAAGCUUGUCCAGGAGGUGGCAGAGUUUGUGGAAGGCGAGAUGGUUUCAGAAUCUUUUUGA